Closterium sp. Yama58-4 is the source of this 2079-nucleotide messenger RNA. Lineage: Eukaryota; Viridiplantae; Streptophyta; Zygnematophyceae; Desmidiales; Closteriaceae. The record is from the annotation of a GenBank genome assembly.
AUGGGCCUCACGUUUCCCCUGCCUAUCACAUGGGCCUCUUGUUUCCCCUUCCUAUCGCAUAAUCCUCACGUUUCCCCCACUCUCUUCUACCUCUCGCAUCCGCAUUACGUUUUUUCUCCAUCCUCUUCUUCCUCUCGCAUGGCCGUGACGUUUCCCUUCUCCGCUUCUUCAUCUCACAUGCGCCUCACGCUUCCCCUUUUCUCUUCAACCUCUCUCAUGUGCACGCCGUUUCCCCUCCUCUCUCAUCACGUUUUUCCUCUUGCAUGCGCCUCACCUUUCAAACCCUCUCUUCUUCCUCUCGCAUGCUCCCCUCUUCUCUCCUUCCACCCGCGUGCGUCUCUCGUUUCCCCUCCUCUCUUCACCCUCUCGCAUCAGCCGGGCGUUUCCCAUCCUCCCUGCUUCCUCUCGCAUGCGCCUUACGUUUCAACUCCCCUCAUCUUCCUCUCGCCCGAGACUCGCGUUUCUCCCCCUCUCUUCUUCCAUUUGCACCCUACCUCUCGUUUCCCCCUCACCUUUCCCCUCAUCUCUUCUUCCCCUCGCAUGCGCCUCACUCUUCAAUCUUUCGCUUCUUCCUCUCGCAUGCGCCUCACGUUCCCCCCCCUCUCUCCUUCCUCUCGCAUGGGCUUCACGUUUCCCCUCCUAUCUUCUUCCAUUCGCAUGCGACUCGCGUUCCCCCCCCCCACCCCCCUCUCUUCUUCCUCUCGCAUGCGCCUCUCGUGCUACCCCCUCUCUUCUUCCUCCCGCCCUGGCCGUCACGUUUCUCCCCAUGUGCAUCUCUCCCUGGGUCAUGCGCCUCUCGUUUCCCCUCCUCUCUUCUUCCUCUCUCCUGCGCCUGACGUUUCCACUCCUCUGUACGUCCUCUCGCAUCCGCCUCACGUUUUCCGCCCUCUCUUAUUCAUCUCGCAUGCGACUCACGUUUCCCUCGCCCCCUUCUUCCUCUCGCAUGCUCCUCCCGUCAUCUCUCCGCCCCCCAUCCUCUCACAUGCGCGUCUCGUUUUCUCUACGUGUUUCAUCAUAGCGUCAGCGCAUCUCCGCUGUCCUUCGCGUUUCGUGCUAUCACAUCAGGCUCACGUUUCCCCCUCCGGGCAGCUUGCUCUCGCAUUUGCAAAUACGUUCAGCACGUCCCCUUUCCUGCGCUCACAUGCCCGUCACGUUUUCCGACCGCGUUUCUUGCUUUCCCUGCAGCGCAUCACACAGCCCCACACGAUGGCGCGUCUGGCUUUCCUCGUCGCAACCCUGUCGGUGAUGCUUGUGGUGGCUUCUGCUGAUAAGCCAACCCUUCAGACUGGACCCAGCAACCCGGCAGUCAACCUCGACCAAGCCAAGGGCGCUAAUGGCGUCGUGACGGAUGUCCCUGCUAGCAUCGAGAAGGCGGCGGCAGCGGGCAAGCUGGACCAACUCCAGGGCCAGACGGUCGUGAGCUCGGCCACGGACAGUAUCCUGAUGGUGGACGUGAAGCAGGCCGGAUGGAACAAGAUGAAGUGCAAGUGGAGCGCGGGCUUUGCCGAUGCCGGCAAGGGCGCGUGCACGGUUCAGAACUGCUCCCUGGGCGGCAUCCCCGCCAAGUGGAAGACGUCGAACCUGCUCAAGAACAAGCUCGGAGUGGAGGUGUACGUGAAGGGCAACCCGUGCACUGUGAAGAAGGCGUCCCCGCAGACUUGCUGCAACACGUGCGCGGGUUUCUCUGGGUGCACGUACUGGCAGUACAUUCCCGAUAUCACCAUCGACGGCAAGAAGUCCGAUGGCGCGUGCUACCUGGUGCACGACAACAUCGACUUCACCUGCGGUGAGCUGACCGCGCAGUACGCGACGGACUCGAAGCCCAUCGCGCUGCAGCUCCGUUCUGUCCGUGGACUGCGCGUUCACCGAGUACCACCGCGCCAAGCAACUGAGCCCCGUGCAGCACAUCGACCUGGAGCCCCUUCCCUAAACGCGGUGCUCGCAUUCGGUGGGCUGUUCCUGGUGGGCUUGUCAAAUCACUCUUUUUUCCAAGAGUCCGUGGACUCCGCAUACACCGAGUACCACCGCGCCAAGCAACUGAGCCCCGUGCAGCACAUCGACCUGGAGCCCCUUCCCUAG